AUGUCUGCUGGUUGGGGAACCUCAGGCAAGCAGCCAGCUCUCCCUGAGCAGGCAGCCGGUCCCUCCACCUCGGAGGAGCCUAAGCAUCCUGCGCAGCCGGCUGGUGAUUGGGGCCAGGCCUUCCAUUAUGACUACACCGAGACUGAUGUCGACCGCCAGUGGGGUGGAAAUGGAGCUGUGUAUGAGUGGCAGGGUGAAGAGGGCGAUCUUGCCCCUGAGGAUCCUAUUCUAGAGGCCCAGCUUUUCGGUGAGCCCGACAUGCGCUUCGGUGCGGGUCUUGACAUCUCCAAGAUCUACUCUAUCAACGUUUCCCAAGAGGGUGAGAAGCGAAUUGCCCCUAUCUUCAAAUUUGAAGCCGCUGGCCUUCACCCGGUUAUGUUGAAGAAUGUGCAGAUGUGUGGUUACGAUACCCCGACCCCCAUCCAGAAGUACUGCAUUCCAGCAAUCAACAUGGGUUAUGACUUAAUUGCUAUUGCUCAGACCGGCUCGGGCAAGACGGCAGCUUACCUCAUCCCUAUCUUGAACCAGCUUAUGGGCAAGGCCAAGAAGUUGGCUGCUUAUCGCCCAACUCCCCAGCAGCUCAUAACGGGCGAAAAACGCCCUGUACGAGCUGAGCCGCUGGUUCUAGUGAUCUGUCCUACCCGAGAGUUGGCAAUUCAGAUCUUCAACGAAGCACGCAAGUUCUGUUACCGCACUAUGUUACGUCCUUGCGUCGUCUAUGGUGGAGCACCGAUUAGUGAUCAGAUUAAGCAAAUUGGUGGAGGCUGUGACCUACUCAUCGCAACCCCCGGUCGCCUCGUUGAUCUCAUGGCACGCGGCCACUUGUUGACCCUUCGUCGACUUCGAUACAUGGUGGUUGACGAAGCCGAUGAGAUGCUUGACACUGAUUGGCAGCAGGAAUUCGCCGAGAUCUUCUCUGGUGGAGAUCAUGAGGAGGACAACGUGCAAUACAUGCUCUUCUCCGCUACAUUCCCUGCAGCCGUUCGCCGCCUUGCGCGAGACCAUCUCGCGAGCAAUCACCUUCGCGUCCGCGUCGGCCGCAUCGGAAGUACUCAUGAGAAUAUCAAGCAGGACAUUGUCUACGUGAAACCUGAACUGAAGCGAGGUGCUCUCCUCGACCUUCUUUACUCCAUUGAGCCUGGUCGCACGAUUAUCUUUGUCAACAACAAGCGCGCCGCAGAUGAGAUUGAUGACUUCAUCUACAACAAGGGCGGCUUGCCUUGCACUUCCAUGCAUUCGGAUCGUACUCAGCGCGAACGAGAGGAUGCGAUGCGAGCCUUCCGUGCCGGAAAGGCACCUCUGCUCGUUACAACCGGUGUAUCAGCCCGUGGCAUUGAUGUGCGCAACGUGAAGCACGUCAUCAAUUUCGAUCUUCCGACCAUGGAUCACGGAGGUAUUCAGGAAUAUACCCAUCGCAUUGGUCGCACCGGUCGUAUCGGUCACACUGGCACUGCAACCUCGUUUUACACUGAUCGUGACAUGCCACUCGCUGAAGAUCUGACUAAGAUCUUGAUGGAGACCAAGCAAACUGUCCCCGACUUCCUUCAGGAGUACAUCCCCGAGGGAGCCGAUCCCUCCAACUUCAAGAUUGAGGAUGACAAUAGCGAGGACGAGGACGAGGCUGCUGGCGGAGAGGAUCCUUGGGGAGUUGGCGACUCUAAGCCCGCCGGAGGUGACGAUGCUGGAGUCACCGAUGAAGGUGGAUGGGGUACCGGCGCUUCUGCUGGAGAGGCUUCUGGUACUGCCGGUGAUGGCUGGGGCACCGGCGCUUCUGCUGGAGAAACUUCUGGUGCUGCCGGUGGUGGCUGGGGUGCUGGAUCUGCUAUCCCUUCUCAGUGGUAA
Molecule: messenger RNA, 1842 nt
Organism: Annulohypoxylon maeteangense
Lineage: Eukaryota; Fungi; Ascomycota; Sordariomycetes; Xylariales; Hypoxylaceae
Product: P-loop containing nucleoside triphosphate hydrolase protein
Exons: 5
Coding region: 1-1842 (613 amino acids)
Cellular component (GO): nucleus
Molecular function (GO): ATP binding; RNA helicase activity; RNA binding
Source: RefSeq, a predicted model, not a curated record